Papilio machaon (common yellow swallowtail) is the source of this 2123-nucleotide messenger RNA. RefSeq names its product probable aminopeptidase NPEPL1 (gene grsm). NCBI's taxonomy places the organism in Eukaryota, Metazoa, Arthropoda, Insecta, Lepidoptera, Papilionidae. The record is from RefSeq and is a predicted model, not a curated record. Gene Ontology annotation, biological process: proteolysis. Gene Ontology annotation, molecular function: metalloaminopeptidase activity; manganese ion binding. The coding region runs from base 71 to 1741 and encodes 556 amino acids. Gene Ontology annotation, cellular component: cytoplasm. The transcript is spliced from 12 exons.
UCUAGAUUACACGUUAUUUUUAUCUUAUUUGUUUUGUAUAUUGUCAUUAUUAAUAUUUAUGUAAGCUAUCAUGUUAAUACUUAAUAUAUUUCCUAAGUUAGUUACAACAGUUAGGUUUUAUCCAUUGAAGUAUGCAGUCUGCAGAAUGUCAUCUGCGGCAGUAAAUGUGAAGUUCCACUACGGGCUGACAACAUCAGACCCGGAUACACAUCCAGUGCUGAUUGUGGGCCAGGCGACACAUUUGAAUACAUUAACAUGGCAAGAUGUACGGUGUAAACUUGAACCUAGAGUUACUGAAGAGGUAUGGCAGCGAGGACUAACAGUAGUAUCUGGUGGUGAUUCUUGCGAGCUGUGGCCGCGUGGAGCAUCACUUGCCGCACUACCCGCAAGGCGCUCCCGUCACGCUGCGCCCUCUAGAGGACACGCUCUCUCCAAGAUUGUAAAGAACGGACAGCGUGGUAAUGUUAGCGAGGAAUUUGUUGUGUUGGUAUGUCGCAAACAAGACGUACUAGCUAGUGCGGUGGCGAUCGCCCGUGCUGUGCCUCAGUACUCUGCUCGUACUGACUCCGCCCCGCUGGGCUCCGCACCCGCACCUCCUGAGCGCAGAGACCUUACUGUCGAGAUUGUACUGGUCGCUGAUGAGAAACGUGAAGGUGAAUCCGAUGAGGAAGAGAUGGGUGUUGUAGAUUCUGUACUGCAAGAGAGAAGUCUGAGUGAUGGUGAAGUGCGUACACUGCAGCGGUUGGCAGACAUGACCCGUCUCGCAGCUCGUAUCACUGAUACACCUGCUAACAUCAUGAAUGUAGACAAUAUUAUUGAGGAGGCAUUUGCAGUUGCCAAAUCCCUGAAUAUAGCUGAACCAACAGUGAUCAGGGGUGAGGAGCUGCUCGCCAGGGGUAUGGGCGGACUGUAUGGGGUAGGGCGUGCGGCAGCGCAGCCCCCAGCCCUGGUCUGCUUGUCGUACCGAGCGCCCGGGGCGUCACAAUCCGUGGCAUGGGUCGGCAAGGGCAUCGUAUAUGACACCGGAGGCCUCAGUAUUAAGGCAAGGAGUUCAAUGGUUGGUAUGAAGGGUGAUUGUGGUGGAGCUGCAGGGGCUUUGGGUGCAUUUGCUGCUUUCGUAGCGGAGCAACCAAAUAUAAACAUACAUUGUGUACUUUGCCUCGCUGAAAAUGCAGUCGGACCUAAUGCCACAAGACCAGAUGACAUCCACCGCCUGUACUCGGGACGUACUGUUGAAAUUAAUAAUACAGAUGCUGAAGGUCGUCUAGUACUAAGUGAUGGAGUGGUGUACGCACAGAGAGACCUUAAAGCUGAUAUUAUUGUGGACAUCGCCACUUUAACUGGAGCUCAGGGUACAGCAACUGGGAAGUAUCAUGCUGCGAUAGUAUCCAACUGUGGACGUUUAGAGCAUCGGUGUGUGGUUGCUGGUCUCCGAUGUGGGGAACUGGCACACCCGCUGCCAUACGCACCAGAGCUACACUUCCCGGAGUUCACCAGUGUUGUUGCUGAUAUGAAGAACAGUGUUGCGGAUCGUAAUAACGCGCAACCAUCUUGUGCUGGUCUCUUUGUGUUGUCACAUCUCGGCUUUGAUUUCCGCGGAGGCUGGCUACAUAUAGAUAUGGCUGCGCCUGCGCACUCUGGUGAACGAGCUACAGGUUAUGGAGUUGCGCUUCUAAAUGUACUAUUCGGAGCUCACUCCUCCAGCCGACUGCUGCGUGCUCUCGCUCCACCUGCGCAAUGACGUCACACACCCCCCACACCCCCAACACCCCCAACACUGACCCACUGGUGACAAAUGUCACGUCACAAUACUAUGUCAUGUCAAAAAUUCCCUAACAUUUAAAAUAAACUAACACCCCAUUAUAAAACACCAUUAACAACGACCCCCUAAACUCGCAUCCCUAAUUUUUCAUCAUUUAUACCCACCCCCUGCUCACCUUACCAUCAUUAAACAAACAUACAGUCAUACAGAUCUAAAUCCUUGUUGAAUUAUGUCACCACCAUGUGAGACAAGAACCCCCAAACAACCCUUAAAUAUAACUUAAACUUUGUCUUAACAUUAGGCCUUUUAAAAUUGUAAGCAAUAAAUUAGAAUAAAGUUAUAUCAAGAAAAUUAAUCAAAA